This is a messenger RNA of Rotaria socialis, 237 nucleotides long. NCBI's taxonomy places the organism in Eukaryota, Metazoa, Rotifera, Eurotatoria, Philodinida, Philodinidae. The record is from the annotation of a GenBank genome assembly.
AUGAUGAUUAAAGUAAAAACAUUGACUGGUAGAGAAAUCGAAGUUGAUAUUGACGGAACAGAUAAAAUAGAACGGAUUAAAGAACGAGUUGCAGAAAAAGAAGGAAUUCCUCCACCGCAACAACGUCUUAUAUUCGGUGGUAAACAAAUGUUGGAUGAUAAAACUGUUAAUGAAUAUAAUGUUACUGCUGGUAGUGUUCUACAUUUAGUUUUAGCCUUGCGUGGAGGAUUUUACUAG